AUGGAGGUUAGAGAUCCAAAAAGGACAGGUAGAGUAUGGCUUGGAACUUUUAAUACAGUAGAGGAUGCAACUCGAGCUUAUGAUAAAGCUGCUAUUGAAUUUAGAGGUCCUAGAGCUAAGCUUAAUUUCUCAUUUGCUGAUUACACAUCAAUUCAACAGCACAAUACUAUCACUUCAAUAUCUUGUUCAAAGCAGCAACAACAAGAGCCGGUACAGUUAGAGCAGAGAAAUAAAACAGAUGCUGGUAUUGGAAAAGAAGAAGAAUUCUGGGAUCAAUUAAUGAAAUGGGAUAAUGAGAUUCAAGAAUGCUUGAACAUGAUGGAUUUCAAUGGCCAUUCUUCAGAUUCUGCUGGGAAUUUGGAGGGAGUAUUGCUCAUAGCUUCUGAUGAUCACUUUCAAUUAAACAAGAAUUGA
Messenger RNA from Nicotiana tabacum (common tobacco), 414 nucleotides. RefSeq lists its product as uncharacterized. Gene Ontology annotation, biological process: regulation of DNA-templated transcription; ethylene-activated signaling pathway. The record is from RefSeq and is a predicted model, not a curated record. Lineage: Eukaryota; Viridiplantae; Streptophyta; Magnoliopsida; Solanales; Solanaceae. Gene Ontology annotation, molecular function: DNA-binding transcription factor activity; DNA binding.